This is a messenger RNA of Gadus chalcogrammus (walleye pollock), 1893 nucleotides long. Its product is annotated as putative beta-lactamase-like 1. The coding region runs from base 7 to 1707 and encodes 566 amino acids. The record is from RefSeq and is a predicted model, not a curated record. The transcript is spliced from 6 exons. Lineage: Eukaryota; Metazoa; Chordata; Actinopteri; Gadiformes; Gadidae.
GAGUACAUGUGUGUCCGUGUGGGCUUUUGGUCUGCGUUCAGGAACGACGCGAUGAAGGUGAAAUGGACCAAACUGGGCAUGGUGGUCUUCUUCCUGCUGUCUGUCGUCAUGACGACCUGCUUCAUCUGGCAAUACAGGAUGCCCAAGUUGGAGAUGGGUGUCCUGCGGAAGGAGACGAUCUGCCCCCGGUUCCCCGAACCCGUGCCCCUGACGCACCCCAUCCCCGUGCUUAAACAGGCCCUUGAACAGGUCGAUGCCCUCUUCAGGUCAAAGGUCAACCAAAUCAGCCUACCUGCGAUAUCGGCCAUUGUGAUCUUAAACGACUCGGUUCUCUGGAACGGGAACUUUGGCAAGCGGAACGGGAGCGACCCCAACUCUCCACCCCCCUCUGAAUACACCAUGUACAGGAUCGCCAGCCUCUCCAAGAUCUUCCCCACCCUGAUGCUCUACAAGCUGUGGGAGGACGGCGGGGUGGACUCCCUGGACGACCCCAUCGAGAAGUACGUCGACAACUUCACCAUCAAGAACCCGCUGGGGAGAGGCGGCGGUCCAGGACAAGCCUCCCCUCGGGCCCGCCUCCCAUCAAUCACCCUGCGCAGGAUGGCCAGCCAGCUCUCAGGAUUACCCAGGCGAUUACGGGAGACUAAUCUCCUCUGGAGUGGAGACACGCAGGCAGCUCUUGAACUGUUAAAGGACGAUAUCCUGGUGGCAGAUCCUGGCACUAAAUGUCACUACAGCAACGUGGCAUUCUCCCUGCUCGCCAAGGUCCUGGCCCAGAGGGUGGCGGGCGUGGACUUCGAGGAAUGGGUGAGCGUCAACAUCCUGCAGCGGCUGGGCCUGGACGACACGGGCUUCGACAUCACCCCGGACGUCCGGGCCCAGAUGGCGGUGGGGGUCUACGCCAGCGGCCAGCCCGCGCCCCUCUACGACCUGGGCUGGUACCGGCCCGCGGGCCAGAUGUACUCCACUGCGGCCGACAUGGCCAAGCUGAGCAUGGUGCUCCUGGGCGGGUACAGCCGGCGCCUGCUCCGGGACGACACCCUGAAGACCAUGCUGACGCCCGCCUUCCGCUGCCACGCGGGCUACUUCGCCAACGCCACCGCCACGCCCUGGGAGGUCAACGAGCUGCGGGGCUACGACGUGCUGCGCAAGGACGGCGAUCUGGACGGCUAUGCCGCCACGCUCUCCCUGGUGCCGCGCCUCAACCUGGGCCUGCUGGUGCUGAUGGCCGGCGUGCGGCCGCAGACGGGCCCCGACCUGGUCACAGAGGUCUACCGCCGCCUGCUGCCCGCCAUCGAGACCGCCUUCAGGGGCGCCGCGCGCACGCUGGCCGCCCCGCCCAGCUCCGACCCGUACGUGGGCAUCUUCACGUACCGGAACAUGACGUUUUACGAGAUCAAGGCCGACCCGGACGGGGUGCUGGUCAUGCAGCAGUUCGGGCCGCAGAUGGACCCGUCAGUGCCGGCCAAGUACCGCACCAUCCGUCUGGACUACCUGGAGGACCGGGUGUUCCGGGUGGUGUUUGAGCAGGAGUACCCCUGUAAGCUGAAGGUGAACAGCGCGUCCGUUUCUCUGGAGGCCCAGGACAGACAGCUGUUCAACUUCUAUCCCUUCGGCAAGAAGGGCGUGUCGCCUGGGUUCGACUCCCCGGGACUGAACACGUACAGAGUGAUCAGGAUAGCCCACAGGCCCUAUUUCCCUUCGUAGAAGAAGCACACCAUGGCCACCUUUAUAUCGUUGUAUCACACCUUUGUAUGUUACGGGAACUAUUAAUCUGUGCAUUUGCUCAUAUUUAUCAGCAUUAUUACGUUUGUUAGGCCUAGUACUGCGAAGUGCCUACCAUGUACCAUUGAAGGAGACAAAAACUGUGUGAAAGAAUAAAACAUGGGUUGA